Molecule: messenger RNA, 591 nt
Organism: Nothoprocta perdicaria
Lineage: Eukaryota; Metazoa; Chordata; Aves; Tinamiformes; Tinamidae
Gene: CIMAP3
Product: primary cilia formation
Exons: 6
Coding region: 1-591 (196 amino acids)
Biological process (GO): regulation of cell projection organization
Cellular component (GO): ciliary basal body
Molecular function (GO): cytoskeletal protein binding
Source: RefSeq, a predicted model, not a curated record
AUGGACGAGCUGGAGCUCAGCGAUAUCCAGAAGCGGAUCUCCUUUGGGUCGUGUCAGGAGCGGAAACUGUUCCCUUUCCACCACGCACCAGACAGACUGGGCAUCCAGCUCGUCCCGAUCAGAGGAGAGGCUUGGCUUGGGCCAGGCUGUUAUCAGAACCACAAGAAAAGCAGCCUGGUAUACUCCCUGGCUCACAAGCCACUAAGUAAGAAAGGCUAUGUGGUAGGGGCGAGAACAGCGCAGCGUUUCAUGCCGGAAUCACAGGCUGUGACUCCUGGCCCGGGAGCGUACCAGUCACAGUGGGAGAGAAAACGUCUGUCUGCCUAUGCCCCGUUUUCCAUGAAAACACCACGAUUUCCAGAGAAGCCUUUGGAAAGAGAAUUUUUCCCAGGCCCUGGAACUUACGAAGCAGACAAGCUCUUGCUGCACAAAAAAAUCACCUGGCCGAUGAAGUUUGGGUCACCAGACUGGGCUUUAGUGCCAAAGCCGGUGAAGAAGACACUAAAAACAGAGGUACCCAAGCUGGUGGCAGACAAGGAGUUCAGGAAACRUCGCAACCGCGUGGCCUACCUGAGCCUGUACUACGGCUGA